GCUCAGGGAGCGCGCAGCGCGGCGCGCGGCGGUGCGUUGUGUCCCUCGAACACAGCGGAUCACCGAUCACGGAAAGAGCCAAAGAUGUCAGCUCGGUCAUGUGAUCAGCUGUGUCCAAUCACAGCUGAUCACAUGGGAUAUGUACACUGAUCAUCAGAGCACUGAUGAUCAGUGUGUGCCCUGAUGAUAAGUGUAGCCCCAGCAGUGCCACCUGUCAGUGUCCAUCAGUGCCUUAUGUCAGUGCCUUGUGCCAGUGCCCAUCAGUGCCACAUAUCAGUGCACACCAGUGCACAUCAAUGCCACAUAUCAGUGCCCACCUGAGCUGCCUUUCAGUGUCACCCAUCAGUGCCAGUCAGUGCCACUUAUCAAUGCCAAUCAGUGCCACCUAUCAGUGCCACUUAUCAGUG
Messenger RNA from Staurois parvus, 407 nucleotides. The record is from the annotation of a GenBank genome assembly. Lineage: Eukaryota; Metazoa; Chordata; Amphibia; Anura; Ranidae.